GCCUGCCCUGUUAGCCCAUCAACUUAAACAGGCCGAUGUCCAUUUUGCAGCGAUACAAGAAGCGCGUACGGAAGCCGGCUUCCUCUGCACAGGGCCAUACCUCCGCUACUCCUCCGGAGCGGCCAAAGGACAUCUGGGCGUAGAAUUGUGGUUCCGCGCCAAGCACCCGGUUGUCUCAUUCCAAGAUAGCGGUUUCGAUGCGAUCUGCUUUGAGCCUCGAUCCUUUGUUGUUUUGGAAAAGGAUCCUAGGCGGCUGGUGCUACUAUUUAAGCAGCGCGGCUUGCAAAUCAUCUUCGCAUCACUCCAUGCCCCCCAUAGAGGCUCAACGGAGUCCGAGCUCACCGAGUGGUGGCAGCAUACGGAGGAGAUUUUGUUUCGAUGCGCCAGAGGGCGCCUGCUUGUUGUUGGAGCGGAUUGCAAUGCUAGCUUGGGUUCGGUUGAGUCCUCUAGCAUAGCAGGUGUCGGCGCUGAGGAACAGGAUCUUGCGGGAGAAUUAUGCCACACCCUCCUUAAGAAAUGCCAGCUAUGGGCCCCGGCCACUUGGCAGGGUGUGCAAGAUGGGCCGACAUGGACAUUCGCACAACGCCGCAACGGUGCGCUCAUCCGACCUGACUAUGUUUUCGUUCCUGUUGAAUGGAAGCAUGGGCAUUUCAGAGCUUGGACUGCGCCCGAUAUCACCGCAGUCAACAUGACUCUUGAUCACAUCGCCACUGUUGUCGAUGCUACUGUCCAAGUUCGCUGUGGAGCUAGUCAAGCCACCAAGCCCAUCCCGAAAAUAGACACGCAGGCUAUUUUGGACCCCAGCAAUAACCCUGCCAUUGUAGAUAUUAUUAGGGCUGCGCCGAGGCCACAAUGGCAGGUCUCCGCCAGUGCGCACGCUGCGAUUGUAACCGAAUACCUUCAGAGAUCACUUGCGGACGCGUUCCCUGCAACCGCCCACAAGCCCGUGCACCCGUACAUCACGGCCGAGGCCUGGGACCUGCAAAAGCAGGUUGCUUGGCUGCGCCGUAAAUGCGCCGGAGUCCGCCAGAUGAUGCAUAAGCAGGUUCUUGCUGGCGUUUUCUAUGCCUGGAAGUCCGGUACCGCAGUGGUUAAGCUCUCCUCUAAAUGGCUACGAGACGCCCAAAUCUCCCUUGCGCUCUAUGGCUUUAGGCUAGGCGCGUAUGCAGGUGCGCUCCGUGCCAGGUGUAAGAAGGACAGGGCGCGCUAUAUGGAACAGCUGGCGGAUGAGAUACAGUUGAAUAAGCCUACGGCUUUUGCGGCAGCUGACCGGCUGCUUAGCCGUAGGCGUAAGAAACCUUUCGCCCCAGCCGUGCUCCCUGCGAUUACGCAUGCAGACGGAUCUCUAUGUGAUACCCCAGACGCGGCCCGGAAUCGUUGGAGGGAACAUUUCAGUGCGAUUGAGGAUGGUAUUGUGGUUCACCGUGCCGAUAUCAUUUCUGCCACUGGCGGAAGUCCGACGGAGUGGCCGGCCCCGCCGGACAUCUCAUCUAUUCCUGCCCCUUCUGACCUUCGCAAUUCUCUCCUAGCGGCAAAAAGGGGGAAAGCCAAUGGACCAGAUAGACUGCCUGGAGAACUGGGCUUGGCGUGCGCUGAUGAGGUCCAGCAGAUGCUAUACCCUUUGUUACUCAAACUCGGCCUUCUCGGCGAAGAGAGCAUAGGCCAUAAGUGCGGGUCAUUGACAUGGCUAUGGAAAGGCAAAGGCCCGCAGGCAGAUUGCGCCUCAUAUCGGGGUAUCUUGCUCCUGUCAAACCUUUGCAAGGCGGUCCACCGAGCAUACCGCCCCCGCAUACAGGCCUUCUUUGAAACGCAUGCCGACCCGCUCCAGCUUGGAGGGCGUAAGGGAGGCAGUGUCAUCUUCGGUUCGCAUGCCAUGCGGACAUUCAUGCGCAUCCGCGCACAUGCCGGUCAGGCUUCCGCAGUGCUCUUUGCGGAUGUCUCUUCUGCCUAUUACUCCACUGUGCGGAGUCUGGCUUCCAGGAUGCCCGCGGAGGAACCUGAGGCCGCUGCAACUGCCGAUGUAGAGGGCCACAAUACUGAUAACCUUCUACCAGAGAUCCAGAAUGCAGCCAAAUCUGCUCUUGCUCAAGACGGCGCAGAUCCCUGGCUGAGAGCCUUGACUUCGGUCAUAAACAGUGGAACCUGGAUGUGCCUCCAGGGCGACUCCACACCCGUCGUUACCAGGAUCCUAGAACUUCGCGACUCGUGCAAGGAUGUUAUAUGGGCUGAUGACAUCGCCAGCUGCUUGCCGAUACAGCACGCCGCUCUGACUGCCCUUUCUGUUGGCGUGGAAGCCGGGGCCCUGGCUGAUGCUUUUGAGGGUCAUUCCUUAAGCCUUUCCUUUGGGGAAAAGAAAACUGCUGCACUGGUCAGCCCAAGAGGACCAGGGGCACGUGCUGCAAGACGCGCACUGUUUGGUCGUAAGCCAGUGCUGCCGGUUAUACGGGAAAACGGCGCGGUGGCACUGCCCCUGGUCGAUGUCUACAAGCACCUAGGGGUCCUUCAGGCGUGUGAAGGUGCAAUUCGCCCCGAGGUUAAACAGCGAUGUUCAGCUGCAUGGGUUGCCUUCCGUCAGGGUCGAACACGUAUCUUCCGGUGCAGACGGCUUUCCGUUGGCCGCCGUGGCAGUCUGCUGCAGACUCUUGUCCUCAGCAAGCUUCUCUUUGGGACUGGUGCUUGGCCCCCCCUUGCCAUUGGGGAGCAGAGGAUGUUCGCAGGCACAGUUUUUGCCCUGUAUCGUUCGGCCCUUGGAAUUGGGGCGAAGGAGGACCAGCAUGUGUCCCUUGCGACCGUUUGCUCCCUGCUGGGGCUGUUGGAUCAUGACUCCUUGCUUCAAGUAGAACGUUUACGGUAUCUCCUUCAGCUUCGUACCACUGCGCCAGACGCCAUUUGGGCACUGAUACGCCAAGAUGAGCCUUACCUUGAAUUGGUCCGGCGAGCGUUAUACUGGUUGUUCUGCCGAGUGCGGGCAACUAGCACGCUCCCUGACCCGCUCGAUUCCUGGCAGCCAUGGAGUGACCUCAUGGCUACCCGUCCGUCACUCUUUAAAGGUUUGAUCAAACGAGCCAAGGGCUUGGAGCAGUGCAGAAUCACCUGCAUCGCCGCCCUUCAGGCCUUGCACACAGCACUCAGCCAGCAGGGCCAGGGAGUGUCCUUGCAGGGCCCUUGCGAUACCCUUCGUUUCACUGAGGCUUGCAUUGUGUGCAAACGAGCCUUCACGAGUCGAGCCGCCUGGGCUUGCCAUGCAUCCAAGCUGCACGGCUACCGUAUAGCAGCGUCGGUUUUGGCAGGAACUGACGGCAGUACGCUCUGUUUGGCGUGCGGAAAGAAUUUUGCAAAGCCCGCUCGGCUCCGUCGCCAUCUCCUGCACUCUGAGAACUGCCGUCGGGGGUGGGGGUCGUUUGUGCCCACUGACACUCCGCGGCCACUUCCGCAUCCUCGAGCCCCGCCACUCACUGUGGAAGGAGUGUUAAGUGAGCACCACGCCGAGCUAGAUCCGGCAACCUAUAAUAAGGGUCUUCUUGAGGCGCUGGAACUCUUGCAGGAACCCACGGCCUGUCAGGUCUGGGACCUUGCUGCCGAGUAUAUCGAGCCUUUAGCCGUCCUUAAGCAGACGGUACAGCUGUGGGCGGAUAGGUCCAUGCCGAGCCCCGGGAUCUCCGAUGUCGCAGACGAAGUUGUGCUGAUGUUGGAUCCUGAACUCAUCUGCGACACAUUCUGCCGCCGUCGUGCGACCACCCCCGUGGCUACUUGUUGCCCAGAACUCCCGGGAGCCUUGGACUUCCAGCUUCCCUUCGUCCUUACCGGGGAUUGGGCCACUUUUGCCAUUGAGGCUGCUCCUUGUCCGUCCUUCUGUUACCCCUUUAUUGGGGGUGCACCCCUCGCCGCAGCGCAGCGCCAGACUGCCUUUUUGGUAGAGGCCUGCGAUACAGUAGAUCUCGAGGAAGACGUGUGCGCUCAGGAGGUCGAGGUGACGACCAUCGAGGUAGGCGGCAGCCGUCGACGAAAACGAGAGAAGGACGGUCGAGACGAAGACCGAGCUGACGACUUUGGUGCUGCAGCAGCUUGGGGCCCGUAUGCUGGCUAUGGCGCGUAUGCUGCUGCCGCAGCUAGCUACUGGGACUAUGCGCAGCACGCGCAACAAGCCGCUGUAGAGGACGACAAGAAGAAAAAGAAGAAAAAGAAGAAGAAGCGAGGGCAAAGCUCUUCGUCGUCGUCCUCUUCAUCCUCGCAAAACGACGCGGCUGCGCAGUGGGCCGAGAUGUGGCGCUCCUGGCAGGGCGGCGCAGCGCCCAGCGGGUCCCCACCUGCACAAGGCCACCCGAUGGCCUGGAACCAGUGGGGAGGUGUGCCUCCGCAGGCUCCUGGCUGGCCCGGUCCCCCAGCAGAAGGUGGCAGCAUGGGCUCUUUCGAUGGUCGAGACACAGGUUGGGCGGUUGCAGAGCGGGAGGAUGAUGAGAGGUCAGGUGUGGCCGAGGAUGUUCCGAUCUUCCUGGAGCCAUCAGUCGAGGACGAAGUCGCUGUACCGAAAGCUCUUCUCGGGAAGGUCAUCGGCAAGCAAGCGGCUACAAUCAUCGAAAUCCGAGAGAAGAGCGGGGCAUUUAAAGUGGAUGCCAGGGAUCAGACCUCCGAUCCUUGCAUGGUGAAAGUCGCAGGCACUGCGGAGGCAGUCAAGAAGGCGAAAGACCUCAUCCUUGAGCUUAUUGAUCAAACAAAGCAGAAACAUUUGAGCUCGCACUAUGUGGAGAUUCCACGCUCAAAGAUAGGUAUGGUGAUAGGAUUGAAAGGGGCACAAGUAAACGAAGUCCAAGCGCAGACUCAAACCAAAAUCGACGUCGACUUCGAGACAGAUCCAUGCAAGUGUUACAUCAAGGGGGAGGCAGACAACGUGGACCGUGCCAAGAAAGUCUUGCUUACGAUAGCUAUGCAGUUGGAGGAUGAGGCAUCCGAGUAUCUGGACCUGCCGAAGACAGUGUCUGGAGCCCUAAUCGGAGCUCAAGGAUCCCGCAUCCGGCAAUUUCAAGAGACCAGUGGCGCUCGCAUCGACAUUGACAAGUCCGGAAAUCGCUGCAAGGUUCGAUUGACCGGCAGCAAGGAGGCAGUGUCCAUCGCCAAGUCGCUCAUACAGGCAGAGCUGGACAAAAACAUGGUCCCAACGAAGACACCUGGAAGCAUGGCCAGCAGCGGUGCAGGGGUGUCCCACGGACCUAUUGCAGUGCCAGCGCAUCAACCUAGCAGUUUCCCAGCCACGCUGUCAGAGUCUAUUGCAAGAGCAAGAGCCGCAGCAGAAGCUGUGAAGCAUGGGCUGAUUCCUUCCGGGCCUCCCGAAGGGUCCCCAGUGAAUCCACCGCCGCCAGCUCCGUUGCCGGUACCGCCGCCUCCCAGGCCGCCAGGUGCGCAAAAGGGUGGUCACUGGGGCGGAGGAGGUCAGUGGGGCGGCGGUAGCUGGUGA
Molecule: messenger RNA, 5452 nt
Organism: Symbiodinium sp. CCMP2456
Lineage: Eukaryota; Dinophyceae; Suessiales; Symbiodiniaceae
Source: the annotation of a GenBank genome assembly